Molecule: messenger RNA, 1284 nt
Organism: Cryphonectria parasitica EP155
Lineage: Eukaryota; Fungi; Ascomycota; Sordariomycetes; Diaporthales; Cryphonectriaceae
Product: FAD/NAD(P)-binding domain-containing protein
Exons: 3
Coding region: 1-1284 (427 amino acids)
Biological process (GO): secondary metabolite biosynthetic process
Molecular function (GO): FAD binding; monooxygenase activity
Source: RefSeq, a predicted model, not a curated record
AUGACGGUCUUUAUCAACGGGAACACCAAGACUGGCGUCAAGGUGACCGUGGUCGGAGCCGGCUUUGGGGGCCUCUCGGCGGCAAUAGAGUGCCAUAGACAGGGACACGACGUGGAGAUCUACGAGUCCUUCUCGGAGCUGAAGCAGCUGGGCGACAUUAUCACCUUUGGAUCCAAUGCAGGACGCCUCUUUGCGCGGUGGGGCCAAGGCUCCGUCACGGACCAGUUCAGGCCCCUGUGCAUCGACACGCACUCCUCGGGCUAUGGGUUUAAUAUCCACAAGUGGGACACCGGCGAGGUCGUCUACACGCAGCCGUCUGUGCCGUACAACGCCGAGGCUCCCUACUUUAGUGGCCAUCGUGGGGAGCUGCACGAGGUUGUGUUCCACUACGCGAGGGACGACUUGAAAAUCCCUAUCCACCUCGGCCGCAGGAUAGAGAGGUACUUUGAGGAUGAGAAGGAGGCCGGUAUCAUCCUGGAUAAUGGAGACAAGGUCACCUGCGAUGUCGUGAUCGCCGCAGACGGGGUACGCUCCAGGGCGCGCAAGAUCGUCCUGGGCUUCGAGGACAAGCCCAAGAGCAGCGGAUACGCGGUGUGGCGGACCUGGUUCUCCAACAAGGACAUGCUCGCCGACCCGGAGACGAGGCAGUUCUGCGAAAAGGGCGACACGUUCAACGGCUGGAUCGGGGCGGACAUCCACUUCCUGUUCAGCACGCUCAAGGGCGGGUCCGACUGCUGCUGGGUGCUCACGCACCGGGACGAGCACGACAUUGACGAGAGCUGGAGUUUCCCUGGCAAGCUGUCCGAGGUGCUGGACGCGGUGCGGGCCUGGGACCCAAUGGUGACGAGGAUCAUCUCCAAGACGCCCGAGGAGAAGCUUGUGGACUGGAAGCUGGUGUAUCGAGACCCGCUGCCGACAUGGGUCAGUCCGAAAGGCCGUAUCCUCUUGCUGGGCGACUCGGCACACCCCUUUCUGCCGACCUCGGCGCAGGGCGCGGCGCAGGCCGUGGAGGAUGCCGUCACUAUUGCAGUCUGUCUACGGCGGGGUGGCAAGGAAAACGUCGCCCAGGCAGUGAGGACGCACGAGAAGAUUCGCUAUGAGAGGGUCAAAGCGGUCCAGAAGACGGGCGAAACGACACGGGACAUGUGGCAUAAUGUAGACUGGGAGGAGGUGAAGAAGAACCCCGAGAGUAUCCAGUUCCCUAGGCAAGAGUGGAUCUUGGAACACGACGCUGAGAAGCACGCUGAGGAGGCGUACGAGGAGAUUUCUGCUUUGUUCUCAUAG